AUGCUGUCUUUGAAACUCAUCGUUCUUAGCUGCCUGGCGGGACUUGCCUGUGCCGCCUACCGACCAUUUUUUGGCCAGGCCAAAUCUCUUGCGGAUUUCCUCAAGUUCAAUCGCAUUAUAGGCGGUCAAGAUGCCCUAAAAGGUGAAUUUCCGCAUCAGGUCAGUCUGCAAUGGGGCUAUCCCCCCUUUGUUGCCUAUAGUCACUUGUGCGGUGGUUCCAUCAUCGAUGAGAGCUGGAUCUUGACUGCUGCCCACUGCGUGAACACUUUGCCAAGGUCUGGGGAAUUCGUAGUCAGAGCAGGCAAGCACUUCAUCAAGAGCAACGAAGCCACCGAACAAAUUUCGCUGACCACAGAAGUUUUCAUUCAUAAAAAUUAUCGUGGUGAGGUUUCACCUUUCGAUAUCGCUCUAAUCAAACUAGCAACUCCUUUAGUAUUCAACGACUACGUCAGUGCAAUCGAUCUGCCACAACCGAAUGUUGUACCGCAAGGUAAAGUCAUUUUAUCUGGCUGGGGUUCCAUAUCGAAAACUAGACAGGCAAUAUUACCAAACGUACUACAAAAAGUUACGCUACCUCUCAUCGAUAUUGGCAAGUGCAGAAGAGCUUUGAGAAUGCUCGGGGAACGUGGAGAAGUACACGAAACUAAUAUUUGCACUGGACCUUUGACCGGUGGUUUAACUGCAUGCAGCGGCGAUUCUGGUGGUCCUCUGAUUUCAAGGAACGAAAACGGAACAACAGAAAUUGUCGGCAUUGUUUCGUGGGGUAUCGUACCUUGUGGUGGUGUCGGAGCUCCUGCAGUAUUCGUUAGAGUCUCGGCAUUCAUCGAUUGGAUCAAUUCUAUAAUUACAACUUAUUGA
This is a messenger RNA of Nasonia vitripennis (jewel wasp), 858 nucleotides long. It is a transcript of the gene SP48, whose product is annotated as serine protease 48. Gene Ontology annotation, molecular function: serine-type endopeptidase activity. Gene Ontology annotation, biological process: proteolysis. NCBI's taxonomy places the organism in Eukaryota, Metazoa, Arthropoda, Insecta, Hymenoptera, Pteromalidae. The coding region runs from base 1 to 858 and encodes 285 amino acids. The record is from RefSeq and is marked inferred. The transcript is spliced from 4 exons.